AUGGAACACACAGGCCAACAUUCCCCUCUGGGGAACCACACUACACUGGUGGAAUUCAUCCUCAUUGGGUUUUCUGAUGUUCCCAACCUUCAAGGAUUUCUGUUUGGUACAUUUUUGAUAAUUUACAUUGUUAUUCUUACGGGAAACACCCUCAUUAUCAUCAUAACUAAGGUUGAUCCUUCCCUCCAGACCCCCAUGUAUUUUUUUCUUGGGAAUUUUUCUUUAUUGGAAAUAUGUUAUGUGUCUGUCACUCUACCCAGAAUAUUAGCAGAUCUUUGUAGACAAAAUAGAAGUAUUUCCUUUGUGACCUGUGCUUUUCAAAUGGAUAUAUUCGUUUCCUUUGGGUCCACUGAGUGCUUAAUUCUCACUGCCAUGGCUUAUGACAGGUAUGUUGCCAUCUGUAACCCAUUAAUGUACCCUGUCAUCAUGAACCAGAGACUGUGUGUGCAGUUGGCAAUUGCCUGCUGGAUCACAGGGAUUCUGGUCCCCAUAGGGCCCACACACAUGAUUUUCUCCUCACCAUUCUGUAAAUCGAAUGAGUUGAAUCACUUUUUCUGUGACGUACCUCCUGUUGUUCAGCUUGCUUGUGGGGACACUUUCUUGAUUGAGACAAUUAUCUAUGUGAUUACUACUUUGAAUAUCACUGUUCCUUUUUUGUUGAUACUUGUAUCUUACGGAAAUAUAAUCUCCACCAUCCUGAAGCUGCCAUCAGCCACUGGGAGAGCCAAGGCCUUCUCCACUUGCUCUUCCCAUCUCAUUGUCGUGGUUCUAUUCUUUGGAUCCGGCAUCAGUGUGUAUAUGGAACCUAAGUCCACUAUCUCAACAGGAAUUGACAAAUACCUUUCCCUUUUUUAUACCAUCUUGAUACCAAUGUUUAAUCCUAUUAUAUAUUGUCUGAGAAACAAGGAUGUUAUGAUGGCCUUGAAAAAGCUCCUACAGAAGACAAAUGUGUCUUGA
This is a messenger RNA of Condylura cristata (star-nosed mole), 957 nucleotides long. Its product is annotated as olfactory receptor 10AG1-like. Gene Ontology annotation, cellular component: membrane. Bases 1 to 957 code for a protein of 318 amino acids. Gene Ontology annotation, biological process: G protein-coupled receptor signaling pathway. Lineage: Eukaryota; Metazoa; Chordata; Mammalia; Eulipotyphla; Talpidae. The record is from RefSeq and is a predicted model, not a curated record. The transcript has a single exon. Gene Ontology annotation, molecular function: olfactory receptor activity; G protein-coupled receptor activity.